AUGGAUCCUGUCAGCGCGCUUUCAGUAGCAGCUGCUGUCGUCCAGUUUAUUGAACUCGCCGGCAAACUUGUUAACACGUAUUGCGAAGUCCGGUCCGCCGCCAAAGCAUCCGUCGCCUCCAGGGCUCAAGACAAGCUAAAAAGCCUGGGCUCGAGCUAUCCCCGCCAUGUGGAAUCACUGCUCCGCCUUACGACCGAAGUUGUCAGUGUCGAGUCGAAAAUCGAGUCUGCCAUGGCGAAGUUGACGGUGAACCCUAGGAAGUAUGAAACACACUCGAGAACUCGAGCGUUGGUAGCGAUCAGGACUUUUUGGUCGGAAGCCGAGUUCAAACAGUGGAAUCAGCAACUCGACAGGAUUCGGGAUCAGGUUAUGAUGAAUGUUUUGAUGUGUGUUUGGGACGAGACUAGAAAAUUCGAUACUCGGGCCGAACACAUUCUUCAAGCUGUGGAGCGUAUCGAGAAAGCGAUAGAUACCCGCAACAGCCUUUCAGAAGGCUUGUCCGAUACUGCAACAACCGUGGAUAGCAUAGGACCAGCGCCAGUCCAGACUCCGAUCGAUGAGCAAAAGUCCUUUGAAGCAGAAAUUCUCCGCAGCCUCAAAUAUGAUGAGAUCAAAAAUCGCGCCAGCAGCAUCAAAUCAGCGUUUCCAGACACGUUCCAGUGGAUAUUUAAGGACAACCGGCAUGGUUUUCAGAAAUGGCUGAUAUCCCAGGAUAAAUCCAUUUUCUGGAUCACUGGAGUGCCGGCUUCCGGAAAGAGUACCUUGAUGAAGUUUAUCAUAGAACACCCUAAGCUGAACGAGCUGCUGAAAACAUGGGCGUGCGUGCCAGAACAGCUUCUACGUUGCCAAAUUCUAUUUCUGGAAUCCCGGCUCGACAAUCCAGAAAUCGCGAGUCGGCCUACUCCGGUCGUUGCUGUUUCAGCUGCUCUUUCGUAG
Messenger RNA from Aspergillus viridinutans, 936 nucleotides. RefSeq lists its product as uncharacterized. The transcript is spliced from 4 exons. Lineage: Eukaryota; Fungi; Ascomycota; Eurotiomycetes; Eurotiales; Aspergillaceae. Bases 1 to 936 code for a protein of 311 amino acids. The record is from RefSeq and is a predicted model, not a curated record.